CUUGUUGAGACAAAUUACAUUUAUUUUGUCAGACUUCCUAUGCAAUAUAUUAACUUAGAGGAUCCUGUUGACUCAUUUGACAGGCAUAAUGUAGAACUAAGCUGUACAAGACAGAUACCAGCCCCUGGGCUCUAUAAAGUUAGCUGGUCUUAGCUAAAUUAACAGUAGGGUGUCCCAAUUAGAGUCAGUGCUCUGGGCUAGAGACAGCAAAUAGCAUUUAGAGUUCCACUCACCAGUGAACCCAUUGAAAAAUAUGCGUGAAUUCUCCACCUUAUUUUACAUUUAUUAAUAUUUAAUUAUAAUCUGUCAAUCAAUAGUUAAACUGGUGAGCUUCUCCAGACCCUUUUAAACAUGACAUUUUCCUUUACUCAUUGAUGGGAUGACCAUAUUAUGUAGGGUUUGAAACGUAACUCUAUAAAUAAUCCCUGCCCUCCAAAGUUCAUGAAACUUUUUUUGCGAUGAAGGCAAUCCUGUAGAAUAUUGAAAUGAUGUGUCGAGUUACUACCGUCAUCAAUCUGAAAACACCUUCUCUCCACAGAUGUUGUCUGACCUGCUGAAUAUUGUUAACUUCUGUUUUUUUUAAAAUUCACAUUUGAAGCAUUUGUAUCAUUUUACUUUCCUUUAGUAUAAACGCGAGCCAUUUGACCAUUCAGGUAUCCAAAUAGAGCUUUGAGUGCCGUAUCGCAUCAUUUCCUUUUACACGAACGGGAGAAUAUAAAUUUUACAAAUUAAGAUAAUCAACAGAAAUAAAAUGUACGUGGAAAUAUUGAAUAUCCGGAAAUAUCAUUGAAAAAUCACGAGUGAAACUGCUUAGCUCAAUCCAGAAGUUUUUUUUUAAAAGACGCUACGUUAUUCUGACUCACUGUGACCAAGUUUUAAAAUCAAGACCAGACUUUUGUUUCACGAAAAAAUUGCUAAACAAAAUGCAAAGUACAGCACCCAAAUGAUGCCCGAGAGAGUGAGCGAUGAGGUGCCGAUCUCUAUUUGCCGUGGGAAUAAUGCUAUCCAAAAGCUGACUAGCACCAGCUGCUGCUUGACAUCACUGAGAUUUGAGUUUGGGUGAAGAUGCGGUUACAUGUCGGUGCUGCCACGAUUUGCAGCGACAGGGAGGAAAAGCACACGUCAGAUGCUGAAAUGAGUCUUUAUUUUUCUUUCUCUGAGCUGUUGAUUGACCCGGUGAUGAUAAUAGGUGGGUGAUGGAUGAAAUUUUACGUACUACCCCAUGCCGUCGCGCUUGCUGUAUUCUUUUCCCCCAUGACGAGGUAACGGCAACACAUAGAUGAAAUUGGAGGGCGCACUCUGAAGAACGGGAGAAUGAAAGUGACGGCUUUCGGCGACAUAGGAAACGGUGGAUCUACCUGGAGGAGAACACGGUGAGAUUUGAAAUUUUGAGGGGAAAAAAGGCAUAUUUGAACCCCGGCAAGUCUGACCCAGCAAGCGAAGGGAGACAGUUCCGCCUGCGGAAGGGUGACGAUCAGUCAGGAGUAGACAGGCUGAGGUUCCCGGAAGAGAUCCUUUGAUCGAAAGUGACAAAUGAAAAUAAAGGAAAUUUUAGAAACAGUUGGCGAGAGAGGUGAGCUGGGAAGCUGCGGGGAGAGAAAAGCGAAUAAACGGCCACUAUUUGCGAUCUGUAGAGAGAUCAGAUCACCAGUUCCAGACGACACUAGACCGGAUCGGAUAGAGAGACUCACAGACGGGGACACAGUGGAGAUCAGUGCAGCAGGAGCAAGAUACAAGCCGACCAAGAUCGAGUGACAGAUACAGCCAGGCUCAAAUCAGCCCGAGAGAGGCAAAUCUAUAAGGGUCAGAUGAAACUGUAAGAGGAGACAGCACCAGCACUCAGUUAAGAAGAAACAAGAGAUCAUCAGACCUCUGGAUUUCUAUGGAGGAUGAAAGUGCGAAUUUGGAUUGUUUAUGUAGCCCUGUUUUUAACAGUGCAUCUACUUUCCCCAGGGUUGAGAAAAUGUAUGUCCUAUCUUGGAGGUGAACAGCUUUUUUUUAAAUAACUGACGCAUUCUCCAGCUGGAUUAGAUCUCAGACCCGAUUCUUAAAACAGAUUUUAUAGAGAGAUAUGUAGGAAAAUACCGCUGUAUGAAAAUUAACAAAGGAUUGAAUUGUGCAAAGGAACCCAGCUUUCACUCUGAGAAGGUUAAAGCCCACAAGUGAUCAUAAACGGAAGGACUGAUGCAUUCGAUGCUUGGGAACUUUUCGUUGGAAACUUUUUCAGAAGUCGACACAUUAACGCGUGGAUUUAAAAAGAAAUUCUCUCCCAUGGAGACCCUGAAUCCGGCGGCCAGCCCGAUGGUCCCGAUAAUCAGGCUGGUUAAGGACAACGAGUUGCUGUGGAGAAAAUUCCAUUCCGUAGGCACCGAAAUGAUAGUGACAGGCAGAGGAAGGUGUUUGUUCCCAACUAUUGUGGUCACUCUGCAUGGGCUGGACCCAGAAAAGUCAUACACACUUAUGGUGGAUAUGGAGUCAAGCAGUGAUCAACGCUAUACCUACAUGCAAGAACGAGGCUGGUGUCCAUCUGCUCCAGCCCGACAACAGCAAUCAAGUGGUGUAUAUAUCCACUCAGAUACACCAGCCCUUGGAGCUGAGCUGAAUGAGAAACCUGUAUCUUUCAAAAUGCUCAAAAUCUGCACAGCAAAUGGGAUUGGAAAGAAAGGCAUGAUUCCUCUGACUCCGAUGCACAAGUACAGGCCCCGAAUUCACUUAAUUCAGAAUGCUGAAGAGCUCAAAUCUAAGCUUUGCUCCUGGACAUAUUGCUUCCCAGAAACAGAGUUUAUAGCUGUGGGUCAUUACCACAGCAAAAAGAUGAAGAAGAUGAAGAUAGAGUAUAACCCUUAUGCCAAAGGUGCUCUACCACAUAACAGAAGACAGAACAAAACACCUCAAAGCGUGAUAGUUGAAGGCAUUGACUGCGGGAAUAGACGCAGCUCCUCCACCAUGUUGGCCUGCCUUCAGCGAACACAGAACCCACCUUCGCAACGUUUAUCAUGUCCCAGUAAAACACUGGAAUCUGUGAAAUGUGAGUCAGUCGCACCCACGCAUUCUCCAAGGUAUCCUAGUCCAGCUGAACUUGAUGCUUAUGCCCAGAAAGUGGCUAACAGCCCACUAACAAUCAAGAUCUUUCCUACAAAUAUCAGGGUUCCUCAGCAUAAGCACCUUAACAGGACUGUAAAUGGCUAUGACACAACAGGACAACGGUACAGUCCAUACCCUAUACACUCUGGAGGAUAUCAGGGUCUUUUAGCAAUUGUGAAGGUGCACAGUAAAAGUGUGGUGAAAAAUACAGAUGGCAAGAGGACACGAAUGUCCCCAGCACAAGUCGGAAAUGGCAACAUCGGACCCUACCCGGUGCCAAGCACUUUAGCGCAGAGUCAAUCGUGUACUGGGCAAGCAAGUUACCACAACAGCCAGAAAUCUUUGGAAGGACCUGCUCCACCUAAUGUAACUGUUGCUACAUCUGUUAUUCCAAUUGGAGGACGUAGCUUGGCUCUACAGCAGUCAAAUCUCCCCUCUAUUCAAAGUAUCAUCUACCAGAUCAACCAGCAAUGCCAGGCUCAGGCAUCACAACAAGCUUCAGCUGCAGUCUGUCAGGGCUCUCUUGUCACCAAUCCAAGCCCAAUCACAGUAGCCAGCCGCAAUACAGUCAACGGCUUUACCAGUAUGAUUAAUGGAAGUGUGAUGUAUGCUGGAAAUGUUGUGUCUGAAUGCCGUGGAGGAGCAGCUGCUUCAGGUUUAGCUGCUGCAGUAGGUCCUAAACCUGGGGCCUAUCCAGAUGGAAUGGAUUAUUUACUAUGGCAACAGAAACAACAAAUCCGUAUAUAUUCUGGCAGUGGUGGUGGGGGAAUAAUAAGUAAAUCACCAGAGAUUUGUGGUGCUCCACGACAAUACACUUUGGCACCUACUGUUGAAAAAGUUCCUUCAUCUCCCUUGAACUGUGUGGGCAUGCACUGCAACUUUUCAACGGGGCAGUAUUUGGCUGCCCCUUGGAACAGCGUACUGGUGACACCAGACAGUGACUGUUAUAACCCACAGGACCUCACAAAUGGCCACCGUGACCUUGUUCAUCCUUCAGAUGGGCUCACCACUGUCUCAAGUAGAACGCUAUGUAAUACCUCUAUCCUCAGCAGUAGUCUGCAGUCACUGGAAUAUUUGAUCAAUGACAUUCACCCUCCCUGCAUUAAAGAGCAAAUGUUGGGUAAAGGAUAUGAGACUGUAUCAGUACCUCGAUUAUUGGACCACCAAAAUGCUCACAUUCGGCUACCUGUUUACAGAUAGAGAAUUGCAGUUUGGAAAAAAUAGAAUGAUGGUGUUAAAUCUUUUAUAGAUAUACACAGAAGCCUCCAGCCUCAAAACAGCAAUCAAAGGCAAAUGAAGUCGAGUGUUUUAAAAUGUCCCAGGGAUUGCAAGAUGCUGAAAUGAGUUUGGUUUGGACAAAAGUAUCGAAUCUACUGGUGUUAACAAUGAAAGAUGGCUUUUUAAAAUUCCAAUAAAAUGGGGAUUGGGGUUAGCAUUGGACAUCAGAGGACAAGAUGCUGUCAGAAAUGUGCAGAAAGCUUUGCCGUGUGUGCUGAUGAGUCUGCAUGCAGAAAAAUUUAAAUUUCCAAUCCUGCACUGAAUUCUGUGAACAUGUAGUCCUAGGAUCCUCGCCCUGGUUGCUUCGUCAUUGUCAUCUUCAAUUUGCUGUGGUUUCAAAAGAUGAGCUACUGCCAGAUUUCCUAGUGAAGAAUAGUUAUUGCACUGUAUUGGAAUAAAGAUAAACAUGGGGACUGACCAGAAAAUUAUAAAAGAAAGUAACUUGGAAAACUUGAACCUAAUUCUUUAACUCUUAUUUGAAAUUUUCAUUGUGUUGGCUGCUACAACAAAUAACUUAUACUUUUAAUUUUAAAAAUGUUAAGGUAAUUUCACUUUAGGGAAUUGCUAGUUUUAAAGUUUUUUGUAAUGAAAUAUAUACCCACAUUGUGCUAAAAUAGCAUAACAAGCUGUGAGAAGGUAUAAGGGUUGACAGUCUUGAUAAGUGCACUCAGAAGAAUGUGCUACGCAUUUAUUGAUAUUUCCAUAGGGCGAGGAAACAUAUUAGAUGUAAAUGAAUUUGUAAGAGCACAUACCUACAAAAGCCGAUUGUGUGUAUGUACUGGCCCUUUUGUUUUAACUUUCUACAUUGGAGGGGAAAGAAAAGAGACCUCUUACGUAUUGCAGAACAUCCUGAUGUGGAGUGCUGCUUUACUGAGAAACUGUAGUUUUUGGCAACUGUAAAAUUAUAGCAGGCUAUACCAAAUUACUGCAAAUAGCCAAGCUGGCAAUGAAACCAAGCCUAUGUUGUUAUUUGUUGUAGACCUCACUAUGGUCCACCAGAUAAUGUUUUUUUUCUUCUUCCACUUCCUUCCCAUCAUAUAACCUUUGCUGCUCCUAGUACUUUCUAAUAUUAUUAUUCAGUUAGCUAUUAAGCGCUGCAUGACUAGGAGUUUAGUGACUCAGAGGGCCAUUAAUACUUUUAAAAGUGUAAACUCCCUCCCCACACUCCUUAGAAUUCGCUAGUAGCCACCACUGAGCAGCUACCUUAAACCAACAGUAAAAGGAAUCUUAAAGCUACAUCUUGUGUUGGAGCUGAUAAUUUGGCUUUCAUAGUCAAAUUCCAAACAUCAAAUUUUUAAUUUCGGAGAGUUAUCAAAAAGUAACUUUUCACUUAACCAAAACAAGUUACCUAGAAAAAUUAGUCAGUUAUUUUAACAGAUUGUAUUUUAAUCCACAAAUAUUGAAGCACUGUAAUAAGCUGUGGCUUGCAGUUCCGUAUAUAUUGCCAGAAAAUACACAUUUUUCUUUAAUUGUUCAAUAUCUUCUAGGCUGUAAGUAUUCAGAUCACCACUGCAAUUGCAUAACUGUUUAUUUCCUGUACUAUUUAAUGUCUGGCAAGAUUACUUUGGAUGAUAAAAGCUUUAAGUUAAUUGUUACACAUUAAUUCAUGCAGAGUUAAAAAGCUUCUAAUUGACUAUUUGCAAAAAAGAAAACACAACAGGAUAUUAUGCUGGGUACGAAGCAUCUUAUGAUGAGAGAAUUUCACCCUGCCAUAUGUGGAGUUAACAGGUGUCCAGAAUCUAUGAAGUGUUAUAUUUUUGUUUCAUUUUGCGGUUCAAUGGGGACAACAGGCUCUGGCAUUCUUUCCAGUUUUUCUAUUUCUCUCUUUUUCACCCACCCUCCUCCUUUAUCACUCAGCACCCCCAUUCCCACCACCCCACCGCCAAUUCGACUAAGUCAAUAUCUUCUGUUUAUCAUCAAUAUUUUCACACUAUUUCUAUUGCAUGUUUUAACCCAGAAAAUGAGGAACAGGAGGUUGCAGAUUUAUUUAUAUCUGUUUUGUUAGUAAACAACAGGAGGGCAGACAGAAGAUAGUUGGAUGGUUGUAUUCUUUCCUUUUUCUAAUUUUACUUCCUCUACUACCACCCCUCACCGUUUGGAGUCCUUGUUCUUGUGGAUUGAAGUAUUAACUUCUACUUGAUUCAAUCCAAAUGUCCACUGCUUCAGUCAUGUUUUGGAUGCUGCUAUUUCACAGCUUGUUGAAACAAAAGGUAGAUAGAUCAGCAUCUAUAAGAUGAAAAUUCAAGAUAUACAUUUCAUCAGACCCACAUAAUUAUCUUAUUUUUUGUUACAGAUGUUGAUGGACCAAUUGUAGAUUUCCAACAAUUUCUGCUUGUAUAUUAGCAUCCAAAACAAUUCAUGUUUCACGAAAUUUCCAUCUUUUCUAUUCUUUCUAGUUAGAAACCACACCAUAAUAGGUCCAUGUACCUUACUUUUCUACAACUUGAGAUUUUGGAUAGAAAUGAGAGUAAACUUUACAAUGACUACAAGUACUUCCCACGGUUGUGUAACACCUGUAAGGAUCUGAUGAAAUUCAGCCACCAAAUUUCACUAAGGUUCAAUGUAUAAUUCAUAGUCUAGAAAUCAGAUGCCCAAUUUGAAUGUGAUUAUUUGAAUUGGCUUGCACAGGAGUUUGCUGAGCAAUUUAUAUGGCAACAAAUAUUCAAUACUUUCAGAAGUACUGGGUUUUACAAGUUGUGUUUUUAAUCUCUGCCUAGUUCUGUUAGAUGCUGAUUGUUUUAAUUUUUAUUUCAUUAGUUGAUUUCAAAAUCUGUAUAUAUUCUUGUUCUGUUUUAUCUACUGUGCACACAUUAAGUAUCUAGCCUAUAUUUAGUAUGAGAGGAAAAAUAACAAUGGCAAUUGCCUUGCACAAUGCGACUAAUAGUAUAGAGACUAAAAGGAAUGUGACAUCAGGAACAUUUAUGUUUCAAAAACUGAGAGAGAGUUAGGGUAUUUUACCGCAUUUCUGAUCAUUGAAUCACUUGAUUUUCACAUGAUUAGUAAUAGUGUACAAGUAUGGUCAACAUUGAUACCUGUCAAAUAUGUGAGUGGUAGACACUGGGGAUGUGAUAAUUCAUUAUCACAAGGGCAUUAUAUUUUGCACCAGCAUAACUUGGCAGUUACAAACCACGAAUGGUUGAUUUUCCACUUUAGCCACACUGAAUAAAUUCUGGGAUGACUGAUCUGGCUAACCACCUGAUGUGAAAAAGCUCAUUAGGAUGGUCAAUUUAUACAUUGUCUUUGCAUGCCUGGACCUGAUUUCAGCUGCAAUAUGGAAUGCAUGUUUGUCCAGCCAACUGACCAUGAAAACCCUGUAUGCAAUCAGUUUAGGACGCAGCCUCAUUUCUAAUUUUAUGUGGUUAUAAGACCAUAGUUCAAAAUAUUCUGACAUUCAGUUGAAUGUGAAAAAAAAACUAAUAUUGAAAGAUCCUUUAAGUCUUGCGUUUUGGUGACAUAAAUGAAGGUUCACUCUACAUCUCUGACUUUGGAAAACAUAGUUAACCAUUGGUGUAAAAAUUGAAGAACACUCCAACUUCUUACUAAGUACAUCCUAACCUCAGUAAAACUUUACACCGAUGUGUCAGUGAUAAUAUUUUGUAUCUUUGCUAUUUUCCAAAAUAUUGGCAACAGUGAAUUUAUAAAUUAAUGUGCCAGCCUUUACUUUAUGACAUAAGUAUUUGGUGCAGCUAGAAGUCUCAUGAGUUAUAAGGCUGCACAGGAUGUGGACUUCAUUGGCUAGGCUAGCAAUUGUUAUCCAUCCCUAAAGGCCUUGAAAACUUGGUGUGCACCCAAACAGAACUACUGCUAUAGUUAGGGUAGUAGGUACACGCACAACAUAGAAAAGUAAUCUUUGCAUUUAAGAAAUUGGAUCAGGCUCAAGCGAGAACUUGUUGGUGAGAAGAGGACAAGUGAAUUAUUCACUGCCCAUCAUUAUGCUUUGAUCAGAUAUGCAUUUGUACAUGUCUGAUCUUAAUCAGGGUUUUAAUACAGUAAAAGUUUUAAAAAGAUACAUCUCUUCCUACCCAAUCCAUUAUAGUCAGGAACAAUAGAUGAAAACCCUCUAUCCAAGAAUAAUUAUUCUGUAGUGAAACUCCUCAAUUACAAAAUAUUCUGACUUGUCAGAAUACAAUUUUUAAGUACCGUCCUUUUUUCCCCUCUGCCUUCAUCUCUCAAGAAGUGGAGAUGCUGGAGUUGGACUGGGGUGGACAAAGUCAAACAUCACACAACAGCAGGUUGUAGUCUG
This is a messenger RNA of Chiloscyllium plagiosum (whitespotted bambooshark), 8605 nucleotides long. It is a transcript of the gene fam222aa, whose product is annotated as family with sequence similarity 222 member Aa. Lineage: Eukaryota; Metazoa; Chordata; Chondrichthyes; Orectolobiformes; Hemiscylliidae. Gene Ontology annotation, biological process: positive regulation of DNA-templated transcription. Gene Ontology annotation, cellular component: nucleus. Gene Ontology annotation, molecular function: DNA-binding transcription factor activity. The record is from RefSeq and is a predicted model, not a curated record.